Molecule: messenger RNA, 3198 nt
Organism: Camellia sinensis
Lineage: Eukaryota; Viridiplantae; Streptophyta; Magnoliopsida; Ericales; Theaceae
Product: protein MALE DISCOVERER 2
Biological process (GO): protein phosphorylation
Molecular function (GO): protein kinase activity; ATP binding
Source: RefSeq, a predicted model, not a curated record
UUGGGGCCACCAAUACCCAACUGAAAAAAUUCAAACAAAAAAAGGAAAAACCAAGAAAGUGGGUCCACCAAAGGAAAAAAAAAUAAGGGAAAAAGAAGAACACAGAAGCACAGUUUGUGGGGGUGGUGGCCCUGUUGCUGUAGGGUUGUUAGAGACAGAAAAAUCACAAACAACACAAAUUUAGAGAGAGAAAACAAACAUCACGACAGGAGCUUUUGCCCUCCCUCUUUCAGAGAAGAUGGUCGAAGAGAGGUUCCUCCUCUGAGAUCAUCCUGAAAAGGGCAGUCAAGAAAAAAAAAAAAAUUUUAUUUUUUUUUCUUUUUUGAAAAAAAUUAUUUUAUGCAUUUUCUAUUUUUUCUUUACUGUCUUUUGAUUUUGAGUCUCAAUUCUCACCAAUCUCUCUUACCCAUCAUCAACCCUACGUUGUUUCACCUGCAUUUUUCUUCAAGAAUUGAUUAUACACAAACACCAACCAUCUUCAACAGCAGCAAAAAUUAAUUGUAUCAUUGACUGCCCCUUUGGCCCCAUUCUUUCUGCUUUGAUUGAACCUCAGAGAUAAAUUAUUGAUCUGGGUUAUGUGAAUGUUGGCCAAAAGGGAGUUGUUGUAACCUACAAAAAAAGUAAAAGAAAAAACAAAUUAUGAGGGAACCAAAUUUGGUCAUUAAUCUGAAGAGGGUAGCCGAAAUUUCUGUCCAUUGUAAUAGACUUUGUGCCUUGUAGUAAAUUUGUGUACACAUAUCUGUCGAUAUAUUUGUAAAUCCAACAAAUUGUUGUUGUUGUUAUUGUUAAUUUGUUACGCCUCCGAGCAAUUUCGGAGUGGUUGUUUUGUGCAAAUCAAAAAUCUGGCGAGUCUGUAUAGAGUCCUGGCUCUCUGCGGCCUCCACCACUGCUACCUAUGGUUUUCCAAUCAAUGGGGGUUAAAUGCAACACUUAUGGAAUCCAGCUAUCGUGCUUUGCGAUAUUGAUUCUUGUUUUGGAUAUUCAAGGGUGUUUUUCACUUAAUUCUGAAGGAUUGGCAUUGUUGGAAUUCCGCAAAAGAGUGGAUUAUGAUCCGUAUGGAGCUUUUGCAAAUUGGAAUGUCAAUGAUAAUGACCCAUGUAUGUGGUCAGGUGUUUUUUGUGUCGACGGUGAAGUGCAAAUGCUGGAACUCAAUGGGCUAUCUUUGAAUGGAGAACUGGCCUCUGAACUUGGGAACCUUACCCACCUGAGAUCUCUUGUACUUUCAAACAACCAUUUUUUUGGUGCCAUCCCUAAAGAGAUUGGAGGACUUACAAUCCUUGAGGUAUUGGACUUGAGAAAUAAUAAUUUAAGCGGAACUAUUCCAGCAGAAAUAGGAGGACUACAGUUGCUAAAGCGCUUGUUGCUUUGUAACAAUAACUUCGAUGGUGACCUUCCUCCGGAGCUCGGCAAGCUCAAUUUGCUCUCUGAAUUGCAGUUUGAUGAAAACCUUGCAUUUGCUGUCACAACUAAGAUCGGCUGCAUAAAUAGAAAAUUUGGACACUGCAUGUGGCAAAGCAGUUUGAAACAACUGAAGAAAGCUGAUUCAUUCAUGAUCCCAAUUAAAUGGACACUUCUACGUUACCUCAAUGUGUUGCCAUUGUUCAAAUCUGGAAAGGAUUCCUUACACAACCCUGCAUAUAAUUGUUGUGACGAACUACCGGAAGGUGCAAAUGACAUGCACGUGGUCCAAAAUGUGCAAAACCUAGUUAAUAUGGUAAGGCGUAGGCUACUUCAACAGUCUAGUAACCUUGCUGCUGCCCCGGCUAGUGGUAGCUUCCCUCCUGACCAAAUCAUCGCUCUUCCAUCUACCCGGAGUAGCGGGUCUUUCCCUGCUGUACCAAAUGCAAAAAAGGGACAAUCUCAUCCACCCGUUUCUUCUCCAGCUGAUCUUGCACCCCAACAGAAUCAUAAUACAUCAAAUCCCAAUAGCCAGAUUUCCGGUUCUAUUAAUCAAUCACCUGAUCAAAACCCUUCAUCUGGUGGAACUUCUGGGAAUACAUGGAAGUAUAUAGUUGUGAUUUCGGGCAUUGUUGUCUUGCUUAUUGUUGCUGCGGCGAUGUUCUUCAUGUGUCGGACUCAAGCAGUGUCAAACAUUGGUCCUUGGAAGACUGGACUGAGUGGACAGUUGCAAAAAGCCUUUGUUACAGGAGUACCUAAGCUAAACCGAGCAGAGCUAGAAACUGCUUGUGAGGAUUUUAGCAACAUUAUUGAUACCAUAGAUGGUUGCACCGUAUACAAGGGAACAUUAUCAAGUGGAGUUGAGAUUGCUGUUGCAUCAACCGCAAUAACAGCUGCUAGUGACUGGUCAAAACGCUCAGAAGUGGCCUAUCGGAAGAAGAUUGAUACAUUGUCAAGAAUAAAUCACAAAAACUUUGUCAAUCUUAUCGGCUACUGUGAGGAGGAAGAACCUUUUACUAGGAUGAUGGUGUUUGAGUAUGCUCCAAACGGAACCCUAUCUGAGCAUCUUCACGUUAAAGAAGUUGAACAUCUUGACUGGAAUGUGAGGUUGAGAAUUAUUAUGGGAACCGCAUACUGUCUUCAACACAUGCAUGACCUGAAUCCACCCGUGGCACAUUUCAAUCUCAAUUCAAAUGCUAUCUUUUUGACUGAUGACUAUGCUGCUAAAAUUGGAGAGAUCGGUUGUUGGGCAGGGGCUGCUCCGUCCAAGUCAAAAAUUUCAGGGGAAAAUGAAUCUGAGCAUUCUGCACUGCCACCAUUAUCUGAUCCUGAAACAAACGUGUACGGUUUUGGAGUACUGUUGCUCGAAGUUAUUUCUGGGAAGCUCCCUCAUUCAGAAGAACAAGGGCCUUUAGUAAACUGGGCUAAUGAAUACUUGAGCAAUAAAGAGAGUUUCAGCAACAUGAUCGAUCCAACCUUGAAGUCAUCCAAAAACAAUGAGCUUGACAUCAUCUGCGAGGUAAUCCAAGACUGCAUUCAACAAGACGCGAGGAAGAGACCAACCAUGAAAGAAGUCACUUCAAGAUUGAAGGAAAUUAUUGCUAUAACGCCUGAUCAAGCGGUUCCCAGACUCUCUCCCCUCUGGUGGGCUGAACUUGAGAUCCUAUCGGCGGAGGCGUCUUAAUUCACUUCGACACCUGUGUACUCUGUUGUAAGUCGAUUCCACCUCACUUUGUAUCAUUACGCAAAAGAGUGCCUUUUCGCGGCCUCCCAACUAAAUUCUAUCAUUACUUUUAACAA